CAGCAAUCAUAACGUAUUCUACUAUUUCUUUUUCCAAACUACAGAUCAAAGCCGUAUGCUAUUCAAUGUAUCCUCAGGACGUUUGGAUUGUCAUAAAUAAAAUGUUAUAUAUUUUUCGUUUCAUUCUGCUAUCAGGGAAUGCCUCAGUUUAUUAGCCGUGGAUGAACUUGAGGUUUUUCGAGGGCGUUGUCUUAUUCGGAAUUAGACGGUCAUUGAAUAUUUCUCGAAAACGUUUAUUGAGUUACUUUAUUGCUUGAGAUAUGCUGCCACCCACUUCAAGAUUAUGAGUGAACUGACAAAUGUGGACCUUGUGGAAGCCAUUUAUUUCGCGUUCAAGAGUCAAGAGGAGAUAAUACAUAUUUGGUGUUUAGCGUUUUCAUGUGCUCUCAAUCAGAAAUUUAGGAGUGAACUGAGUGGGUUAAAACACAGCCUUGUUUCUGUCCCCAAGGUUUUCUGUUCGCUCCGAUCGCGAUGUGUGGAAUUGGGAAAAAAUGCGUUCAUGGUAAAAUGCUUUAAUUUUGCUCUCUUUUCCUGGAGGGGGUAAGGAGGGAAGGGGAGGAGUUGUGGAAUGAGAGGGAGAGGAAAAUUGUCGUCUAGGCUCUCAUGCUUCCUUUGUUUUCUUUCGAUGCUUAUACUAGGUGAAGUGAAAACCUUUCAGAGAGGGGAUUUAGGAAGACAUGGAAUGUUUUUCAAAAUCAUCCCAAAGUUCUCUUACAAGCGACACAAGAAUCACCGCCAUUUUACGGGAUGCUGGAAGAGGUAUGGGACCAAGACCAGAAAGGCUAAGGCCCAGUCCAUUCUACCGUGUAACGCGGCCUGGCCAUUUAAGUCUCGUCUGGAAGACUUUAAGUAUGAAGGCGAUGCCACUAUGAAUGACAUUAAGUGCACCAAAUGGAGCUACAAUAUCACCGUGUUCGACCGAAAUAACUCGUACGUGUUUUACGCGACCAAGACCAACCCACCGAAACCUGUGUACUUUGAAAUGAACGGCUACGAUACACUGUUGGUGUCUUACUACGACAAGUACGUUAUUCGUUAUCACAGCUUUGAAGAGUGGGAUUAUGAUCCUGAUAACGAUCCCGAUGUGUUUGAGGUUCCACAUCUAAGCCAUGAUAAAUGGUGUUGGAACAUCGAUAAGAGGUCUCAAGGCAGUGAUGGCGCGUCAAUGUCCCUGAACCCUAUGGGAGAAUUCGCCAUGCUCCACCACGAAAAGGACCCUGUUGAUGAAGACUUCCACGAUUUCCGUAAGAAACACAACAGGGUAUACAAGGACAAAGUGGAGCACCAGAAAAGGAAGCACAUUUUCAGGCACAAUUUAAGGUUUAUUCGUUCUAUGAACAUGAAAGGCAACGCCUAUCAUUUGACUGUCAAUCACUUCGCCGACAUGACGGAUGAAGAAUUUCAAAGCCACAAAGGACUCAUGCCCGGAGAUGGAGGCUACGGGUCACGUGAUUUUGAUGACGAUGACGAUGACCCGGGAACUGGUUAUGAUAUAGAUAACUACAGCAAUGAAGAAAAGCGAGAGAAAAUAAAAAGAAAAAGUAGAUAUGGUCAUGUCCCUGAUGAAUUAGACUGGAGAAAAUACGGUGCUGUGAUUCCUCCUAAGGGCCAAGGCACGUGUGGCUCAUGCUGGGCUUUCGCUGCCGCUGGAGCAGUUGAAGGCGCGAAUUUCAUUCAGACUGGUAAACUAGUUGACGUAUCCGAGCAACAGCUCCUGGACUGUACAUGGGCCACUCCAGGAGUCAAGCAUGGCAAUAACGGAUGCCUGGGCGGCUGGACGUGGAAAGCCUUCGCUUGGAUAAAAAAGUUCGGCAUAGCCACCGAUAAGAGCUACGGUCCGUACCGGGGACAGGAAGGUUAUUGCAAGACCGAAGGAUUAAAAGUGGGUGCAAGAAUCCACAGUUACAGAAGAGUGAAACGCUACAACAAGGAAGCUGUAAAGAAAGCGUUAGCUUAUCAUGGACCAGCAACCAUCUCCAUCAACGCCAACCCUAAAACAUUAAAAUUCUACAGUCAUGGCGUCUUGGACGAUAUUUCAUGUAAUAACAAAACUGACCACGCCGUGUUGUUGGUCGGUUACGGCACUGAAAACGGUGUGCCUUACUGGUUAAUAAAAAACUCCUGGUCUCAUAACUGGGGAGAUAACGGAUUUAUCAAAAUCAGACAUGGCCUGUGCGGCGUGGAAAAGAGACCAUUUGUUGUUCUAAACAAAGAACGAAAACCACUGCCAUGGCAACUUGAAGAAAAAGCUAAAAAAGAGAAGGAGAAGCAACUAAAGGAAAAGUUACGAGAACAAAUGAAAGCUGAGUUAGCGAAACAAGAUUCAAGCAGUGACAGUAAAAUAGUUCGCAAGGACGCAAUAGAAGAUCCUGACUUUAGGGACAUAGAAGAUGAUGACUAUUUGGACGAUGUGGACUUUUGGUGACGAUUACACAGAGCAGUAACAGAGCCAUUAUCACAGAGUAGUGUGCCCAUAUUACACUGGUGAAUGAGUGAAAUGCGAACUUGUUCUAUUUUUAGACGCUCCUCUCUGUGUAAGAUGAGGUGUAUAAAACUGGUAUAACUCGCAAAAAUUGCAUGCAGCAAUUUUUAGUCCCUUGUACAAUUCAGAUUCCACAUAUUAAUCUAACCGGCGGACGUAAGGAACUAAGCACACAGUCUAGCAUGUUGAUCAUUUACCUUAUGACACUACUUUUGAUACAAAAAUUUCAGUGUAAAAAGCUACCUUUCUCUCACACUUCGACAGAAAAGAAACUAUAUAUCGCCUGUAAAUUACAUAAAAAGAAAUAUUCAUUGUCUCUCAAGCUUUCGUAAUGGAAAAUGGAGAGACAUUCACUGACAUUGCAAGGUGCUGUUAGGGCUUGCCUUAUUUUUUAUAGUGAAUAUGCUGUAGUUUUAGUACAUUAAAUUAUUUUAUACUUCUAUUUCUGAACUAAUUGAAGUUUCCUGUUGCGUUCUUCACUCUUUCCCGUGAGUUUCAUCAUGUGUGGCGUGAAUUUCCUGAGCGUUUCCUAUGCGUUCCCUUGUUCAUUCCUGAAAGUUUUGUGUCGGCCCAGGGUUGGUUGUCAGCCAAAGUUUAGUGGUGACAAAGUUGGGAAUAGUACAUACUGUGUUUUGGGCCCAGGCUUAGUGAAAAGUGGGUUAUCAGGUGAGUUCCCUUGCGCUUGCCGUUCGUUCUAUAUGAAUUCCCCAACAUGUCUAUGCGUCCGUUACCUCGUGCGUUCAUUUCAUGUGUUCCUCGUCGUUCUCAGUGCGUUGCCUUUGCGUUUUGCCGUUCAUCUCUAGCCUUACCGACCCCUGACCCAACAGGUGCAAUGUAUACUUCGUAUGGUACCGGUGGGAUGUAUGCAACCCACUUAAUUACUAAGAGAGAAGGAAGACGACUUCUGGAGAGACUGGUUGGCAUAUAUCUUACUUUCUUGGAGAUGCAUUACAUCUGGCGUUUAGUAAGGGAUGAGGUAAAAAUAUGAUAAUGAGGUAGGGGGGGGGUGGGGGCUGGAAAAACUUCCUUUCUAACCUUGCUUGAGUGUCGUCUACCCUCCCCCUACCUUGGCUAAUUUCUGUCAGAAAAUCGACAAGUCGGACACAUAAAGUGAAGUUGAUUACCAAGAGCUCACAGGGAAAAAUAUAGCAUUUGGUGUCAGCUAAGGGAGAGUGAUGGUAUUGUUGACUGUACUGUAACGCUAGGGGUAUACUCCAUGAAAUAACACAAAAAAAUAAAAAGAAUAAGACUAAAUAACCUUUUCUUACCCUCGGCAAUG
Messenger RNA from Orbicella faveolata, 3761 nucleotides. Its product is annotated as cathepsin K-like. The record is from RefSeq and is a predicted model, not a curated record. Gene Ontology annotation, biological process: proteolysis. Gene Ontology annotation, molecular function: cysteine-type peptidase activity. Lineage: Eukaryota; Metazoa; Cnidaria; Anthozoa; Scleractinia; Merulinidae.